Hydractinia symbiolongicarpus is the source of this 1339-nucleotide messenger RNA. RefSeq names its product cell division control protein 42 homolog. The transcript has 5 exons. The record is from RefSeq and is a predicted model, not a curated record. Gene Ontology annotation, molecular function: GTP binding; GTPase activity. NCBI's taxonomy places the organism in Eukaryota, Metazoa, Cnidaria, Hydrozoa, Anthoathecata, Hydractiniidae. The coding region runs from base 351 to 923 and encodes 190 amino acids. Gene Ontology annotation, biological process: small GTPase-mediated signal transduction.
GAACUCGUUUGAGCACAGAAAGAUAUUGUUUAUUUUAUAAUUGUGUCUUCCUUCUCCUACGAGGUCACAUUGCAAUGCCUCUGGUGGGUUAGGGAGUUUACCAAGCAGGUUUACCAAAAGGACAAUUAAAACCCUUGUCAAACUAAAGAAAAUGGGGGUACCUACGUCCAGUUGGUAACUCCUUAACCCAAAUAAAAACUUUCCUUCUUUUGUAGCUCUCUAACUAUUGUAUAGCACUGGUAUAAGCGAGCCUGCGCCUUUGAUGCCAAUUGAUCCAUCCCUGUGGUGUUGUAGGUUGUCCAGCGUGGUUGAUCGUUGUUCGUCGUAGAAGAACCUCUGAGUAAUCCACAAUGGCUAUGGCUAAGUGUGUUAUGGUUGGAGAUGAAGCUGUGGGAAAAACAUGCUUAGUUUUAUCACAUGGAAAUUAUGAAUUUUCAAGCGAUUGCGUACCCAGUUUUGAAAAUGGUUACGAUUUUCCGACUGAUAUUGAUGGUCGACCAUUCACUACAAGGGUUUUUGAAGUAGGACAAAAAGACUACGACAGGUUAAGACCAUUGUUAUAUCCUCAAACAGACGUGUUUCUCGUCUGCUUUUCUGUAGUUGCACCGUUGUCAUUUGAAAAUGUGAAAGAAAAAUGGGUUCCUGAAAUUAUGCAUCAUUGUCCCAAUACACCAUUUCUACUGGUCGGCACGCAAGUUGACCUAAGAGACGAUGCAGCGAUCUUGGAAAAACUAGCAAAAACAAAACAGAAACCAAUUUCGUCAAAGCAAGGAUACAAAUUAGCACGAAAAGUAAAAGCUGUGAAAUUCGUCGAAUGUUCCGCCCUAACGCAGCAGAGCGUACAGAACGUUUUUCAUAAAGCCCUAAAGGUUACUUUCGAGCCACCAAGGGUGCAAAAAAAGAAAACGUGUCUGAUACUCUGAGUGGAUGCUGAUUGUAUAUAUAUACCUAUCUAUAUAUAGACGAUAAUGCUACGAAAAGGACACUCCAUGUUUUUGUAAGAAAAUUGUAAACAAAACUCUACUACUUUUUAGUCAUAUUCAGUGUUGUAGUUUCGUUUUUUUUUGGUUAAAGGGUAAUGUGUGGUGAAUACGUUACGAACAGAUGAUAUCUUUAAGGUGUGGUCAGAGCCCCCUUCUAGGUGAACAAUAACUAAGUGAUAUCGACUCCGUAUAGAUUUUUAAUAAUGGUUUCGAAAUGAAUGGAAUUGUCUAAGCCAUAAAUAAUGUAUAAUUUUUAUAAUUCCGCAUAAAGUGGAAAUUAUUUGUGUAACAUGAGCGCUAUUUGUAAGUGAUUUUUUUAAGAAAAACCAUCGCUGAUAAAAUCAAAUUAUUCUCCA